This is a messenger RNA of Pelodiscus sinensis (Chinese soft-shelled turtle), 1442 nucleotides long. Lineage: Eukaryota; Metazoa; Chordata; Testudines; Trionychidae. The record is from RefSeq and is a predicted model, not a curated record.
AUAAACAGCCCCACUCCCCACCCCGGAGGUGGCUGCAUCUCCUUGCCGGGCCAGGGACCCUGUAUAAACAGCCCCACUCCCCACCCCAGAGGUGGCUGCAUCUCCUUGCCGGGCCAGGGACCCUGUAUAAAUAGCCCCAUUCCCCACUCCAGAGGUGGCAGCAUCUCAGCACUGGCAAGGGACCCUGAGACAGCUGCAGCUCAGUGCCAGGUACUGCUACACCUGUCAGUCCCAUGUGCCCCCCCGCUGCCACCACUGCUACACCUGCAAUGUGUGCAUGUUGCGCCGGGACCACCACUGUGUGCUGCUGGGCCAGUGCGUGGGCUACCGUAACUACCGUUACUUCCUGUGCCUCCUACUGCAUGGCUGGGUGGCCCUGCUCUACGCCAGCCUGCUCAAUGCUGACAUCUUCAUGGCCCUGCUGAAUGAAGGAGUCACCCUGCACAGCAUCCUCCUCCUCUUCGUGCCAUGGCUCAUGCUGCUGACGGGCCAGGUGAGCACCUCGACUUUCAUGUAUGCUUUCUUGGCUGACACCUGUGUGGUUGGUUUCCUUUUCUGCUCCGGUUUCCUGUUCUUCCAUGUGCUGCUGAGCCUGCGUGGCCAGACGGUCAGAGAGUGGUUUGGGGAGAACCGCUGCUAUGACCUGGGCUGGCACCACAACCUGCAAGAGGCAUUGGGGGACAGGUGGCACCUCGUCUGGCUGUGCCCGCUCCUGGUGUCCACUCUUCCUGGGGAUGGAGUGGCCUUCAAGAGAAGAGCUCUCGGGACUGAGCCCUUUGCCAAGCCAGUUGUUUUCUGAAGGUUUCCUUCCGGAUGGCCCUACAGGGGAGCUGACUCUGGCUUUGCCUCUCCUGCUGAGGGGUGAGUGUCAAGCACUGCUCUGCCCCAUGGGUUACUGGCACCUCCAUCUGACAUGGGUCCUGACGCUGCCCGGGGGUGACCCUGUGUCCCAUCUGAGCCCUGUCUGCACUGGACUCUGCAGCUGUGGGGACUGUUGUGCCAAGCACUGGGCAGGCUCCAGCUGAGACUGAGGGGACCUGUUGCACUGGGCACGAUGCAGCUGGAGCCCCAUUGUUCCAAAUACAGACUGAGACAGUCGCUGCCCUGACGACGCACAGCCUUAACAGGCCCACGGUGGGAGGGUAAACAGGCACCAGUUUGGGGCCCAGAGCCCUGGCUCCCAGCCCAGUGCCCUCCCAACUGCACUAAUCUGUUGUGGUUCCCAGUUCUGCUCCUUUCCAAUCCCUAGCAGCACAAGGCUGCCCUUCUGCAACCCCAGAGCUGAACCUGCUGGUCUGCAGCAUUUGCACAGCUCUCCCCUGGCCUGGCCAAGCAGGAAAGAGGCUGGAGCCAUCUUACCAGUCCCUAUCACAGGUAACUGUCCCUCAGACACCCUGUUCCCAGUGGUCUCCAAUAAAGGCUCCCAGCCCAAGGUGCCUGUA